Ipomoea triloba (trilobed morning glory) is the source of this 1553-nucleotide messenger RNA. RefSeq names its product protein disulfide isomerase-like 2-1. The transcript has 11 exons. Gene Ontology annotation, biological process: protein folding. The record is from RefSeq and is a predicted model, not a curated record. Lineage: Eukaryota; Viridiplantae; Streptophyta; Magnoliopsida; Solanales; Convolvulaceae. Gene Ontology annotation, molecular function: protein disulfide isomerase activity. Gene Ontology annotation, cellular component: endoplasmic reticulum. Bases 94 to 1173 code for a protein of 359 amino acids.
AACGUUGCCUAUAAAUAUCAAUCUCCGGAUUCUAGAGUCUGGACUCUGGACUCGCUCGUCACUUCACCUGCUUUCCUCAACAGCUCUGAAAAAAUGUCGAAUCCACGGAUCUAUACAGCUUUAGCAAUCGCAGCGUUGUUCUUCUUCUCGGCAGCCUUCGCCGACGACGUCGUCGUUCUAACCCAAGACAACUUCGACAAGGAAGUCGGCCAAGAUCGAGGCGCUCUCGUCGAAUUCUACGCCCCCUGGUGUGGUCACUGUAAAAAGCUUGCUCCCGAGUAUGAAAAGCUUGCUGCAAGUUUCAAGAAGGCAAAAUCUGUUCUCAUUGGAAAGGUGGACUGCGAUGAACACAAGAGCCUUUGCAGCAAAUAUGGAGUUUCUGGGUACCCAACCAUCCAAUGGUUUCCUAAAGGGUCUUUGGAGCCAAAAAAAUAUGAAGGUGCACGAACUGCAGAAGCCAUUUCUGAGUAUGUAAACAAAGAAGCAGGAACCAAUGUUAAGAUUGCUGCAGUCCCCUCAAGUGUUGUGGUAUUAACUCCAGAAAACUUUGAUGAGAUUGUCCUGAAUGAGAAAAAGGACGUCUUAGUAGAGUUUUAUGCACCAUGGUGUGGUCAUUGCAAACACCUUGCUCCGAUUUAUGAAAAGGUUGCAGCAGCAUUUAAACUGGAUGAAGACGUUGUUAUUGCUAACUGUGAUGCUGACAAGCACAAGGAUAUUGCAGAGAAAUAUGGUGUAAGUGGUUACCCCACAUUGAAAUUCUUUCCAAAGGGCAACAAGGCUGGUGAAGAGUAUGAAGGUGGCCGAGACCUAGAUGACUUUGUAAACUUCAUCAAUGAGAAGUGUGGCACUAGUCGUGAUGCCAAAGGACAGCUUACUUCUAAGGCUGGAAUUGUUGAACACCUAAGCAACUUAGCCAAGGAGUUUGUGAGUGCCAUUGAUAGUGAGAAGAAGGAAAUAUUUAGCAAACUGGAGGAGGAAGUUGAGAAGCUUUCUGGUCCCUCUGCAAGAUAUGGCAAGAUCUACCUAAAAGUUGCCAAGAGCUGCAUGGAUAAAGGAACUGACUAUGCCAAAAAUGAAAAUCAACGAUUAGAGCGCAUGCUUUCAAAGUCAAUUAGCCCAACAAAGGCUGAUGAGUUUACUCUCAAGAAGAACAUCCUAUCUGCCUUUGCUUGAUUCCGGUGAUAGAUUGUGCGGUGUGGCAGCUUGUGGAGUCUGCAGUUUGGGUUCCCGAGUAUCUGCCCAAGGUUCGAAAUGUACCAUCUUAUCACUUCUACAUUUCUGCUGCACUUUUCUUACACAGUUUAUGUCAAAGAGAGGAAGCUUUUGGCCUGCAGCAAUAGCAAUAAUUAACACUUAUUUUAGCCUGAAUACUACCAUUUAGCAGCUUUUGAUAGUGAAAAGGGAGUAGAUUGUUACUGCACUUUCAAUUGCUGAUCAGGAUAGUUGUUUGUAUUGAAAAUUUGAGUAUACAUUUUGUUAGGUUAAAUAAUUUAACUAUUUUAGCAAGGUUUGUGGAAUGGAUAAUAGUCAAGUUUGACACAACUUGUUUUAAA